CGGUUCUACGAGCCCCGAGUCAGAAGUUAUAUGGUCGUUUUCGAGGAUGAGCAGUGUUCCUGGACCUCAGUGGGUCGUUCUGACCUUUGCUGCCCGGCGGGCACGCGAACUCGUUCUGCACACGCAGGAAUGCAUUGUCUUUGGUACUUGCUUGCGACAUAGCACAGCUCAUCUCCACAUGGCAUCGAUCUAAGUACAGCGACGAUGCGGCCGCGCUGCAAGCCUCGACAUCUGUUCGACAGCCUAAUGACCAUCAGGUCCCAGCUAGCCUCGGAAGGCAUCCGUCGACGACCUCCUCAGCGAUAUAAAAUCUCACAGCGCGGGGCUGCCUACUCAGCCCCGACGUCGUUCAGCUUCCUCUUCUCUCGAAUCAUGAAGCUCACUGCGCUCUCCGCUGCCAUCCUCUCCCUCGGCGCCCUCAGCGUCAGCGCCGCACCCGCUGCUGACGAGGCACAGUACUACACAUUCACCACCGAGACCGACUACGGCUGCGUCCAGUACACCUCCGGCACGAAUACGCACACUGCGACCGCGGCGGGCGUGACCUCGACUAUCCACGACGACAGCACGAAGACGGUUCAAGUUACCGACUACAUCUAUCCGCCUGCGAAGCGCUAUGACCCCACCGAUAUAACAAUCGGCGUCACAGUCGUCUGCGCGUCGACGUACACUGUCGACCCCACGAUUACGACCCCGGAUCCUGCCAUCACGGCUACCACGACUGCUUGGGCAGCUACGACGACGGAGGUUGUGGCGACAUACACGUACUGCGUGAAUGGAAACUUCUGUCCUUGAGCGAAGGGGAAAUGGAUGGGCGAUGUGAAGAGGGGCGAGCGCAAGGUUGAUACUAGAUUGCUGUAUAUUUGACGUGAUUCAGAAGGUCAUAUAUGCAACGUCGAGUGGUGGAAAAGGUGGGGAAGAUGUCGAGAACAAUGGGAGAAUGAAGCCCACGCU
Molecule: messenger RNA, 954 nt
Organism: Schizophyllum commune H4-8
Lineage: Eukaryota; Fungi; Basidiomycota; Agaricomycetes; Agaricales; Schizophyllaceae
Exons: 2
Coding region: 205-795 (196 amino acids)
Source: RefSeq, a predicted model, not a curated record